AUGGCAGGAAACCUUCGAGAGGAGGGCAAUGCCUUGUACAAGCAAAGAAAGUUCCUAGAUGCUCUUCCACUCUACUAUCAAGCUGCAAAUACGGACCCAGAAGACUACCGCCCUUACCUCAACCUCAGUGCUGUCCUCUUUGAGCUCGGGAAGUACAAGCAGUCCGUCGAAUAUGGCCAGAAAGCACUCUCUACGAUGAACGAUGAAGUUCGCCAAGGGGUUUCUGGAGAACGUGUCUCCGCUCGCAUUGCCAAAGCUCGUGUGGUGCUAAAAGACGCCGAUAAUUUCUCUACGACCGGCGAAUCUAAGGGUCUCGAUCCAAGACACCUUCCGCGCUACAAACCGACUAUAGGUCGGCACUUGGAAUUUUUUUCCGUGGGCCAUGACACUCCAAUGAGUCUUCUCACUGAAGAUAUGUGCGAAGAAUGCCCCGAUGACGAUCGCCUCGCAUUCUUUUUUGGCGGUAUUGGAGACGCCAGGCACUUUUACUACACGUUAACAUUCUUUGCCGCAUCGGAAUAUAGGAGAAAGACCACACGAAAAAUACACUUCACUCUCAACGACAUUCUUCCGGACGUCUUUGCUCGAGAUCUGGUCUUCUUCAUCCUUCUGGACGAACUCUCCUAUGAAACCCAGAAAGCUCCUACAGACAAAGCUACACAGCUAGAAUUGGACAAGAAAGUAGCUACGCUGUUUUACCUCUAUCUCUGCCCGCUAGUUCCGACCUAUGUCAACGAUGAGCUUCAGCGAGUCAUUCGCAAAACCAUGUCGAUGCUUGAAGGUCGAGGUCAAGAAAGGCUCCCUUCAUGGAUCUACUUCGCGCCAGUCACAUGCAACACUAUUAUUCCACUCUUAAGAUCAUGGCAGUCCGAUGUAUUUGCUCUGCAUUCAACUCGCGAGAUCCAAACGAAGGCCAAGCUCGAGUCACAGAAAUCUCGAAUCAAUAUCGCGUCGCUUGUCGAUCAGAUGGGGAUGGUUGGGUUACAUGACCAACAAGAGACCAACGAAGAGAAAGACUACUUUGCAACUAUCAUGGUCUCUCCACCGCCGAGACUUAUCAAUGCAUUUGAGCAGGAUCUAGGCAAGCUACUCGAUUUGCCUCGCACGGAGUCGAGGCUCAAUAAAAUUGAGCAGUACAUUGGCAAGAACUGGAAAGUCAACGCGACCAUGUUUAACGUUGCCAGCGAGAAGGCUGGAUAUUUCAGUGAUUGUGGAAAUAAUCCGUUUGAAUUCGGAAAAGCUGUCAGCCUAGCAGUUGGUACUGAACAUGGCCCAAAGCAGACUUCGGGAUUAUAUGCUACCGGCUACUUGUUCUUCAGCUCAGUUGCCACGGCGCUGGCUGAAUCAAGAGACCGCAUUUUCGUUGAAACGCAACUUGGCGAUGCAACGAAGUUGCUGGAGGAUACGCGCAUCGGGCUCGUACAGAACCGGGACUCGACAUGGCCUAUUCAGUACGAUCAUGUGCACUUAAGCAACGUCCCCGACUAUGUCGGUGGCCCUGUCGCAUCAUUUUUGUACGGUAUUCCGAUACUCAAGUCAAAGAGUUAUGCCAGGUACUCCUCGACAUGCCUUCGGAAUCCUUCCCAUUUUCCGACGGUCGACCAUUUCAUAAGCGAAUACCUUUGUCUUCAAGAUUCGGAAACGACCAGAAAGAUAUUCCCCUACAAAGAACCAUUUCUCGAGGGUCCAGAGGGUCCAGAAGAUCCAGCGGAUAUCCCAGACCUUUUCUCUCAAUCCGGUUACUGGAGUUGGUCCCGCAUCCGUGACCCACCUCUGAACUUCACAGAACUUCUCAGCCGCAACGAAACCGAAACUUGGCUAUAUCAGCUUUCCCUCAAAACCAUUCUCCCCGUUCCUCGCGAGCGCUACAGCUUCUCCCAAAUCUUCUCGCCGCUAAACCUAACCAUCAUCUUCCGCGUCGCCAUCUACCUGCACCAGACGGGUUACCCGGCCCAUUGGCUCGCCGACGCCUUGGAAAACCUUCUCGCCAACACCGUCACCACCACCGCACGCCCAGCGCGCCGGAGCCCCCUCCGACCCACCGAUCUUCGCAAGCCGGUCCCUGCUAAGCGUCUUACCUUUGCGCCGUUCCUAGCCGAGUUCCGCAGUCUGGCAGCGCAAUGGGCUCCGGUGCUCCCGUUCGGCAUUAGCAGCACACACAUUCCCACGCGUGUCCGUCGCUACACACUGAACGUGUUCCCGCUCAACUCCGAGGAUAAGGAUGGCCACGGCCGCGUGCCCGCAUUUGUAUUGGUUUUCUGGAACCCUGCCCGGUUGGGCCCCGGCCGGAUGAUCUGGAGCAUGGAUUUGCGGAAGGUGCUGUUGCCGGACGAGAAGGGCUCCACGGACCCGAGAGACGUGAGACUGCGGGAGAACGGCCUUGCGAUCCUUGCCGUGUGGGAGUUUGACCCGGCUAACGACGAGGCGCAUUUCUGGAUCGAUGAGGAUGCGAUGGAAAAGUGGAAGCGGGAGGACUGGAUGGUGCAGAUUUGGAGGGAUGAUACGUAUAGGCCGGUUUCGACGCCGCUUCCUGUGAGGCAAGUCCCUAGAGGGUCAGCGAUAGAGGGAUUCAUGACUUCUUUCCCUACCAAUGGGCUUACCGAAGGGGAGUACUGGUCCAUUUGA
Molecule: messenger RNA, 2625 nt
Organism: Eremomyces bilateralis CBS 781.70
Lineage: Eukaryota; Fungi; Ascomycota; Dothideomycetes; Eremomycetales; Eremomycetaceae
Exons: 4
Coding region: 1-2625 (874 amino acids)
Molecular function (GO): protein binding
Source: RefSeq, a predicted model, not a curated record